CCCCGUUUUAGAUUGAACUCGAACCUUUUUUUUGCGGUAUUUAAAAGAUGUCAACUUUUCUUUUUCUUUUCCUUUUCUUUCAUUUUCCCUUCUCCUUUUUUUAUAUUCUAUAUUACUUUCUUGGUAUGAUCCGUCCUACCAAACGUUCAGUCAUUGGAUUUUUAUUGACUGCAACAUGUAUUUCAGCCAUUGUUAGUAUACGUUAUUCUAUUCAAUGGGUGUUCACCUCUUCAGCCACACCUACUCCUGUAGAUCCUUCACCAUCAACUACAACCUCUAUAACACCAACUCCAACAGAAACUUCAUCAAUACGAUAUCAACAAGAUUAUACCACAAUGACUGUCUAUCUUAUUGGCCUAUGUGUUAUUUAUUGUCUCCUCUUCAUCAACACUCGGUAUCGACCAUUCUCAAGACUUCAGACCCAUCAUGACAUGGAAUCUCAGCAAGGGGUGCUUUUUCGGCAAAAGCGACGGUAUAGUUCCAUGUACCUGAUCUGGCGACGAUGGUGGCUAUAUGAAAUCCGGUGUUUCGACUUGACUUUGGUAGUAGGACGAUAUGUGAUUGUGUUGGUCAUGAUCGCCUUCCAUAUCGUGAUGGUUGUCUGGCCCAUCUAUUCUUCGGACGAUCCUUCUACACAAUAUCAACAGAUCAGUAAUGGCACAGCUCAACUUGCUCUGGUGGAUUUUACUUUGGCCAUUGCCCUGUCGGUACGGACAUCGGUUGUUUGGCGAGCGAUUGGUUUAUUCAAUGGACCUGCGACUUUACCUUGGCAUCGAUGGUUUGCUCGUUGCGGUGUGGUAUGUAUAGCUUAUCAUGGAACCUUCCAAUGGACCAAACAUUACUAUCGGCAUUAUUGGAUUCAGUCUAUAGACAAUAAUAAUAAUAAUAUCACGUUGGCUGAUCUCUUGGUAUGGAGUCCUCAAUAUGUCAGCGGGCUUCUGAUGGCGUUUUGUCUCGUCAUUCUUUUCUUGGGUUCCCAUCCAUUGGUUCGUACAAAAUGGUACCGAGUCUUCCGAUUAUCUCAUGUUUCAGCAUUCAUCGGCUUGGUCUUGUUAGGUGGAUGGCAUCAUUGGGCAUUUGCGGUAUUCUAUGCGGCUGUGGUCUUUUUUUGGUUGAUGGAUGUAGUGUAUCGCUGGCGAACCACUUGUCUGUCUACUGUCUUAUCAUUAGAACCUGUUGUUGAUGGUGUCGUCAAAUUACAAGUCUCCGUCCUUCCUCCUAAUAAUAAUCGUUCAUCAUGGCAACAACGAAAAUUACUUUUACCUGGACAAUAUGUUUUUUGUUCUUUUUAUGGUUCCAUAUGGAAAGAUCUUUUAUGGCCUCAUCCGUUUUCUAUUAGUCGUGUGGAUUAUUUAGAAGACAAGAUGAUCAAUCAUGCUGAAGUAUUCACUUUUUAUAUCAAAUCCAAUGGAAAACAAACAACUCAAUUAUACGAUGCAGCAAGAAAUCAAACAAAAUGGCCUUCAGUACGGAUCAGUACUCCUUUAGGUGAUCCAUUAUAUUAUAGUGAUGAAAGAGAUAUAUAUGAAGGUUAUCCAGUGGUGGUAUUAAUAGCUGAAGGGAUUGGAAUCACUCCAUGGAUAUCUGUAUUACAAGCACUGGCAACAGCGACAACAACCGACAACAACAACAAUAUGAUGACAAAACAUAUUUAUAUGAUAUGGACAGUACGGGAUGUUGAGAUGUUUAAUCAAUUGAAAAAGGAUAUGGAAGCUAUGAUGACAACCAUAGAAACAACGUUCAUCACAUCUGAUGAUAGAGGCAAAGAAUCCAUUCGACUUUAUCUACAUUGGGAUAUUUAUGUGACAAGACCAAAAACAACCAGGCAACAAGAUGAUAAUGAAGAUGAUGAAGGAUUCUCGUCUACAUUACCAUCAACAUCCACAUUACAACUUCAUCAUGGUCGACCUCAUUAUCCUACCGUUUUGGAUACCAUUCGAACUCAUCAUAUAGAUCAAGAUGUGGCUCUUGGGAUCUGUGCUCAUGAAGAUUCUAUUCAAAUCUGUGGAAAUCUUGCUCGAAGCUCCAAAUUCAGUCACGCAAAUGCCUUUUGGAAUAUCAAAUCAGAACGUUUCGAAUUUUAGUAAUAUUUAGAUAACCCCCCCCCCCA
Messenger RNA from Halteromyces radiatus, 2110 nucleotides. RefSeq lists its product as uncharacterized. The transcript is spliced from 2 exons. NCBI's taxonomy places the organism in Eukaryota, Fungi, Mucoromycota, Mucoromycetes, Mucorales, Cunninghamellaceae. Gene Ontology annotation, cellular component: plasma membrane. Bases 48 to 2084 code for a protein of 678 amino acids. Gene Ontology annotation, molecular function: oxidoreductase activity. The record is from RefSeq and is a predicted model, not a curated record.